Microthlaspi erraticum is the source of this 834-nucleotide messenger RNA. Lineage: Eukaryota; Viridiplantae; Streptophyta; Magnoliopsida; Brassicales; Brassicaceae. The record is from the annotation of a GenBank genome assembly.
AUGCCGGAGAAUACGUGCGAGAGGUUAGAGGGGAAGACGUGGAAGAAAUACAUAUUAUGGGCAUUUCUUGGUCUAAUCGGUCUGGUUGCGUUCGUUGUCUUAUUGAUAUGGGCCAUACUUCACCCGCACGCCCAGCAUUUUGUCCUAAGAGACGUUACCGUUUACGACUUCAACAUCUCACUGCCAAAUUAUGUCACUUCAAAUAUCCAAGUCAGUCUCUCUUCUAAAAACCCAAACGAUAGGAUCGGAAUUUUCUACCCCCACGUUAACGUCUACGCCUCAUACCGCAACCAAGAGGUGACAAUGAGGAGUCUAAUGCCGAUAACGUAUCAAGGACAUGAUGAGGAGUCGGCGUGGUCGCCGGUUCUGAAAGGCUUCGGCGUGCCGGUGGAGCCUUACCUGUCUGAAUCAUUGUACCAAGACCUAAACAACGGGGCGUUGCUUCUAGACAUCAAGGUCGACGGUUGCGUAAAGUUUAUUGUGGGCUCGUGGGUAUCUGCAUGUUAUCGGCUCCGUGUCGACUGUCCAGCCUUCCUUACAUCCUUCGGCCACUUCGAUAGCCCCGAAAUCUCUAGUCUCGAUCGCAGCCGGAGAAAAAUGUCGAGCGCUUCGUCGUCUUCCUCGACUUCUGCUCGGGAAUUCGAACUUGAGAAGGAGAUAAAGAGGCAGGAGGUUUCGAUUGAUGAACUGAGCAGUCUCUCUUCUUCUCGAAGUGUCUACCAGAAAACUGGGAACCUCUUCUUCCUCACUACAUCGGAGAAAGCGAAAACCAAUGCGCAGAAACAACUAGACUUCGCAAAAUCUGAAAUCGACAAGAUUCGAUCGCAGGCUUAA